This is a messenger RNA of Morus notabilis, 2205 nucleotides long. RefSeq lists its product as uncharacterized. Bases 267 to 1805 code for a protein of 512 amino acids. Lineage: Eukaryota; Viridiplantae; Streptophyta; Magnoliopsida; Rosales; Moraceae. The transcript is spliced from 6 exons. The record is from RefSeq and is a predicted model, not a curated record.
CUCCUCUUCUUCUGCCGUACAACUCAAGUUUGACUGCAUUUCAAACCAAAAAAAAAAAACUACAAAACAAAAAGAAAAGAAAACAACCUCGCUUUACACACUCCAAUCUCACAGUUAAAGAAAGAAACAGAAGAAGAAGAAAGAAAACUUCCUUCAUUCUGCAUUAUUAUUAUUAUUAUUAUUUAUUAUAAUUAUUAUGUUCUCGCCACUACCAAAUUCCUUCUCUUAGCUCUCUCAUUUCCCAGAAAUAUUCCCUCACGAGUACUAUGGACUACGAAAGGAUCCAAAAGCCUCAGGGCGGCGGCGGCGGCGGAGGAUUUUCGCCGGGAAAGUUGAGGAUGAUGCUGAUGGGAGUAGAGAAGCAGAGAAAGCAAGAAGACGACUCUGAAUCUUCCUUUACUUUGAGAUCUCAACCUUUUGACGUUGAUGAAUCUGGUGGUAGCAGUUCCGACAACUGCAAAUAUGUAGAUGUUGUGAGUGUCCUUCAUGCAUGUUCAACUUCAACCACAGCUGACUCCUUAGGUGCGGAGAUGGUUAGUGAUCGUAGGUUGAAGGAUAAUACUAAUAGUACAAGAGCUAGAAAUCAACAAGACCCUUCUUUGGAUUAUGAUAGUGUACACGAUGGAAUGAGUGUCUCGUCGUCGAUCUUUGAGUUUCAGAAGGGCGAGAGGGUCCAACAGAGGAUGCCCCUUGCUCCAUUUUCGAAGCCUGCGCCAUCGAAAUGGGAUGAUGCCCAGAAGUGGAUUGCAAGUCCUACUUCUAAUCGACCAAAGGCAGGACAAGGUGGGCUAGGAGUUGGGCCAAGGAACGUGAGUCGUCAGCUUUCUGCAAAAGUGGUUGUUGAAGUUCCGGAUCAGAAAGUGGUUGCUUUCGAAGAGCCAGAUACGAAACAGAUUGAUAUGAAUCAAGCUAAGGUGGAAAGUUGGGGGCAAAAGCUUCUUCCUUGGGAGGCUGAUGCAUAUCCGACUGCAGAUUCUUAUAGCAAGCCUGUGCUCAUGAUUGAGAACUCAGUUGGACAAUCAGCAAUCAAUCUCAGCCGUCACAGUUCAUCUGUAGCCAUACAAAGUGCAAUGACGUUUAUUCCACCCCCUUCAACAGCUAGGUCAGUAUCAAUGAGAGAUAUGGGCACAGAGAUGACACCUAUUGCUAGCCAAGAUCCUUCCCGGACUGGAACUCCUGUGAGAGCAACCACACCAAUGCGCAGCCCAACUUCUUCAAGACCGUCUACUCCUCCCAGAGCUGCCCCUGAGUCAUCUGCAACUGAUCCACACAUUGACCAUCUGGAUUCUAAUAGAGGGUUAUCUGAAAGAGAGCUACAAAUGAAAACGAGGAGAGAAAUAAUGGCUCUUGGAACACAGCUUGGUAAAACAAACAUUGCUGCGUGGGCUAGCAAAGAGGAGGAAGAUAAGGAUGCAUCCACUACAUUGAAAGCCCUAGCAGCAGAGCAACAGGCUAAAAGUGUUAUUGAGACACGCGCAACGGCAUGGGAGGAGGCCGAGAAAGCCAAGUACAUGGCCAGGUUUAAACGUGAAGAGAUGAAAAUUCAAGCAUGGGAGAAUCAUCAAAAAGCAAAAACAGAAGCUGAGAUGAGGAAAAUUGAGGUAGACGUUGAAAGGAUGAGGGGGCGAGCUCAUGACAAGCUUAUGAAUAAGCUCGCAGCUGCGAGGCACAGGGCCGAAGAAAAACGAGCAGCAGCAGAAGCGAAGAGAAACCAGCAGGCCGCAAGAACAGAGCAGCAAGCAGAAUAUAUUCGCAGAACUGGUCGUAUCCCUUCCUUAUUGUCCUGUUGGAAUUGGUGCCUUUGAAGUGUAUCCCUUUAUGCAGUUAAAGUGUUUUCCUUGUUUCCUUGUCUGCGUCGUUGAUAUGUUUGCAUAUGUUUCGUCCUCAUCACGACACACACGAGCACGAGCACGAGCACGUUCAAGUGUUUGACUCCAAACCACUACUUGUUCAAAUUUAUAGUACUUUCAAUGCGAGUAAAUCAAGUAAAAGCAUUUCCGUUGUACAGGAAUCUUUGGCCUUUUGCAACCUUUAACAUUUGAAAGGCCUGGUUUUGAUUAAUUGUGGACCUCGGCAUAUGUAUACAAUAUGCAAAGAAGUGCUAAAGCGUGAUUGCAGGCACAGUCUAGCGAACAUUCCAUGCCAACCUCCAUUAGGUGUAGAACAGUAAUGCUUGUCAAUGACGCUAAAAUCGUGGCUGCAGGC